AUGGAUUUAGACUUGGAUUUUUUGCAGGACGAAUCCAUCCCUGUCACCAAGAAAAACGUCCUAUCCGUUGCGUGUCAAUUAUACGAUCCCACAGGAUUAGCUGCUCCCCACAUGUUCUCUGUCCGAGCUCUGUUUAGUGAGAUCUGUCGCGAUCCUCAGUGUUCUAACAACUCGAUCCUAUCCGAGGAACGUACUGCUAGGUUCAGAGAUGCGGUGAGAGAGAUCUUACUAACCAGGGAAAUAUUUUUCCCCAGGCAGGUCAUAUUCCAAUACCAGGCUCAACUCUUCAUUUUUUUCGAAGGCUCCCUAGAGGGAUAUGGAGCUUGUGAAUAUGCUCACUCCGGCGAUCAGUUCAAUCUUAUCUCCAGCUCCUCAAAGAUAUUGGGAAAAUCUGCAUUCUCCGCCCCACAAUCUGAAAUGGAAGGAGCUUUACUCGCCUACAGGAUGGAACAAAAGAUCAAGCAGGAGUUGUUCAACGUCUCCCUCUCCCCUCCUACGUUCAUUGGAAACUCAGAGAUCAUCUUAAGGAUGAUCGCUAAAAAUGAUCCAGCUGGAAACCCUGUGUUUCAUGGAGUCAGGUUGAUGGAAAUCCUAGCUGCGUCCUCACCUAAUAACUGGUUCUGGUGUCCUGGAAACCUCAACCCAGCUGACAUGCUCACCAGAUCUGGGACCAGCUGCGCGCAGGUCAACUCAGAAUUCUGGUUGAAAGGUAGUUUCUUACCUCAGGAUAAAUCCUCAUGGCCCAUCAUCCUCUGUUCUUCCAUCACCUCAUGCAAUAUUCCCACCAGGUCGGUCAACCUCGCAAGAUUAGCCCCAGAUAAUCCUUCCCGGGAAUAUAUUUUGAGUCUUCUACAUCAUGAACGGAGCCUCUCCACAGUUAUCCGUGCUCUAAACCUCCUCCACAAAGUUUGCAGAUCCUGGAGAAAUGACCCCAAUCGGGACAGAAUUGUCCGGGGAGAACCUACUGCUACCUGGAGUUCUAUUAAAUCUUCCAUCAUGUCCUCUGUCCUCAAGUGCUUUACCACGGAGUCGGAGCUCAUCAUUGCCAACAACAAGAUGAAACACCUCGUCAUCCAGCAGGUGGACAGGAUGAUCACUGCUCUAAAGAAAUCUUGUCCUGGAUGUAUCAAGCUGAACAAGAUUCCAUUCGCAGCAUUUGAAGCUGAUGUCCCUGACGUCCUCAAAUCUAUCCAACCUCCUUUCUCCUACUGUCAAGCUGACAUCUUUGGACCUGUCUUUGCACACAAAGACGGUAUCAAGAUCAAGAGAUGGAUCCUGGUAAUCCUCUGUCUUUCCAGUCGCGGGGUGCAUCUAGAAAUCCUCCAUAAUUACAGCUCCCAGAGCAUCACCAGAGGAUUCAACAGAACUUUCGCCCUGCGAGGUACACCGCGCAUCAUUUGGAUUGAUGCUGGUCUCAACAUUGUUAAGGCUGGCAAGGACCUGGUUGACACGGAGAUGAAGGUCAUCUCCAACCUCAAACUGAAGUUUACCUCCAUUGAGUUCAGGGUCACUCUACCCAAACAUCAUGCCGGUAUUGGAGCAGUUGAAAGAAUAAUCGGCUCUAUUAAGAACACAGUCAACAAGUCACUCGUCGGCCCUCACCAGUUGACAAUGGACGACGAGGAAUUACUCACCUGGACGCAUGGAGUUAUUGAAAAACUCAACAAUCGACCUCUGAUCCUCGGAGCUCCACUGGGAAUCACCCUCACUCCCAAUCACGUUCUCCAGGGGUUUAGAGAGGGUUUCGGAGACGAAGUCAACCCUGUAGCUCCUAUCAACCAACAGAUCUCUAGGUGGAACGUAGCUCUCAACAUGUUCCACGGGUUAUGGGAGCAGGAAUAUACUCGACGCAGAUUCACUGUCACCUGGAAGAACCAGGGCAACCUCCCCCAGAUCGGAGAUAUAGUCCUGUUCAAAAACAAACCCAUAUACAAGAAUCCCAUUUCUGCAGCUAGAGUGGAACAACUCCUUCGUAGAAAGAAUGGUGACGUCUACGGCGCUACUAUUAGCUACCGCCGUGAAGUAGGAGGGCGGAAGAUAGUGGUAGACAGGCAUCUCAAUCAACUGUUUCCAUUCAUGAACCUGGAAACCCAGAACCCUCAGGAGCCUCACCUCGGACUCAACAGAAGCAAGGAAUUUAGCCCCAGCUCCAAGUUCCAGACCAGAGCCUACACAGGAUGA
Messenger RNA from Eurytemora carolleeae, 2181 nucleotides. RefSeq lists its product as uncharacterized. The transcript is spliced from 2 exons. Gene Ontology annotation, molecular function: nucleic acid binding. Gene Ontology annotation, biological process: DNA integration. NCBI's taxonomy places the organism in Eukaryota, Metazoa, Arthropoda, Copepoda, Calanoida, Temoridae. Bases 1 to 2181 code for a protein of 726 amino acids. The record is from RefSeq and is a predicted model, not a curated record.